Messenger RNA from Nakaseomyces glabratus, 486 nucleotides. RefSeq names its product Mic19p (gene MIC19). Lineage: Eukaryota; Fungi; Ascomycota; Saccharomycetes; Saccharomycetales; Saccharomycetaceae. The record is from RefSeq and is a predicted model, not a curated record.
AUGGGCGCACAAGCAUCUAAGAGCACAGACCCAGUGGCACCAACGCUUUUUACGCCGCAGUCUAAGAUUGAGUUCUCACAAGCAUUACUUUCUCAACUUGAGGAUGUUUCCGAGAUGGACUAUAGCAGAAAAGAGUAUGCUGAAAAAUGCAUUGAGCAAAAGAUCUCGAGUAGAUUAUCAGAGCUCGAAGUGGAGACCUUAAGGAAAUUCAAGGACACUCUAAAUGAUUCCAUGCAGACUGAUAGCGAUGAUGGUUCUAAUAAAAAUACGGCCUGUACUGGCAAACUAAAUGAAAAGUUAACGGAUUUAAGUCAAAAACUUGAAGCAUUUAAAAAAUUGGAAGAGGAUAAGAAACAGAAGUUUGGUUUGGAAGAGAAAGAAGGCCCCAGAGCGAAAUUGACCGAGUGUUUGAUUAAGAACAAAGGCAAGCCGUUAAACUGUGUCGACGAAAUAGCAGCAUUUAAGGAGUUCAUGGAUAGUAAAUAG